Messenger RNA from Symbiodinium natans, 10251 nucleotides. Lineage: Eukaryota; Dinophyceae; Suessiales; Symbiodiniaceae. The record is from the annotation of a GenBank genome assembly.
AUGAUGCCGCCAGGAACUACAGGGUUCAUGGCCCUCCUUUGCGGGCAGCUCAGUGUUUCUGUUGUUGCCCAAGGACAGCUCAGAGCUGCGUCCUUUGGUGACAACGGAUCUCUGGGCAUAGGUCCCAACCGCACUUGGUCCGACGAGGUAGUGGGACACGUUGAGUUGCGCCGCUUGACUUCGCAUGACAAGGUCAUUGGAGCAUGGUGGCUCGAUCAUUCCCGCACGAUAUCCUUGGCGGUACUUGCGAUCCUUUCACUGACGAUGAGCUCAAUGAUUUGUCACAUGUUUCAUCCACCUGGUGGUCAAGGACAGCAAAACAUGCGUCUACCGCCUCGGUGGGAUCCUUCCAUGGAGUCUUCCACGCCGUUCAGAUUGUGGGUGCAGGAUUUGAUGCUGUGGGCUAUUGUGACAGACUUGGCCCCUCAUCAGCAGUGUGCUGCGAUCAUUGCACAACUGGGUGGAGCUGCCAGAGAUCUGGCACGGACGAUCUCGCCCCAGGAAGUUUACAAUGGUGGCAUGGUCAAUGGUGUACAACUGGACCCCGUCAGCUACCUCCUCCAUGGACUGUCAAUGCGCUUCGGUCCUUUAGACGAGGAGCACAGGCUGAGGGCCGCCACAGAUCUGCUGUCUUUUCGUCGGCGCCAAGGAGAGUCCGUGGAUGCAUUGAUCAGUCGCUUCGACGUGACUCGCCAAUUGGCGCAACGUGAUGGCGGAGGUGCAGUAAGCACCGAGACUGCAGCUUUGAUUCUCUUGCGGGCUUGCAAUGUGUCCUCUGCCCAGUUCCAGACACUCACACAGCCGUUCGGCCUGCGCCUCCCUGCCAACGAACCAGAAUUGGCCCAAUUGGGCCAUCACCUACGCAGGAUGGGGCACAUCGUGGAGCACCAUCCGCACAACAUCGCCUCUGGCUUGCAUGGUUCCCAAGGACAGUCGCACCAGACCUAUCUUGCGGAGGCCGACACUGGAUCUUCAACCUCAGGAGGUCCAAACUGGCAGGACGCAGGAGCAGACAUGUCCUUCAGCGCCGGCCUUGGCGCCCCAAUGGACUGGGCUUUUGCAGCUGUGCAGGAAGACGCUUCGGACACAGACAGCGCAACGAGUUCAGACAACGAUGAGCCGAUGCCUGUUGAAGACUUGCAAGGCCUGAGUCCUGCUGAAGCCGAUGAGUACUUGUUUGGUGAGUAUCAGCAUGCAAAGAAGCGAUGGAGGCGAUUCACAGGUGCUGCGAGCGCUGCGCCCGCAGCCGCUGCCUCCAACACGACCUCUGCCAAUGCUCUCCCUCAAAGGGCACCCCCAACCUUCACCGUUGAGCCCGCAAAUCUGCACUUUGCCGCGUACGAGACCGAUAGCUCGUGGACCCAAGUGUCCCCUCGGUCAAACCCCUCAGUUGCUGCCCACCGAAGUGCCGCUCCAAGCGAGGUAGGUGUGCCGCAGCAGCCAAGCGCGCCAUCAGUGCAUCACUUGUCCCCAGAUCCCUGGGAAACCAAUCCUGAUCCUUGGCAGCAAUGGAUGCAGCAGCAUGACCAUGCCGAGGUGCAAGGUGCCCCAAGUCCAGCACAGGCUAUGCGCGUCAAUCCCGGAAGUACGUGGUUGAUGCCAGGGGUAGGUGUAGUGGGUUCUUCUAGGACUUUUGGUGAGAUGAUUGGUGCCCAAAUUGCAGCUAAUCCGCCACCUGCGAUUUCCAUGCAAGCUGCGUCACAGCAGCCGCCUCACAUGUUUGGCAAUGCCGCACAGGCGCAGGCCGUGGAGCCGUCCGCAGCAGCAAAUGCACAGCUAGGCAGCAGCUCACCUGCCUGGUUUGCAGCUGUGCGGCAGGGCAUGCAGCAGAUCCAAUCGAGCUCUCAGGGUUCUAGCAGGCGUAGGAGUAGCGAUCCUGAGGAAAGGCGCCAGCCUGUUCCUAGCCUCUUCAUGUCCCAAGCCGGUUUUCCCAUGAUGGCAGCAGUCCCAGAGACGCGGACUAUUGCUUUGCCCGAAAUGCCUGCCAGGGACAUGUCACACGAUGUACUGUCUGCCUGGAUGAGUUUGGCCCAGGAGACCACAUGUUUCGAAGAAGCUGGCGAAGGAAGCAUCGCAGUGAGAUGCCCGAACUGCCGGGCGCAUGGACCAGUGGUGCGCACAUGGCACUACCCUCGUUUGCCGACGGAGUCAUCUGUCGAAGGCGCGUCGCAGCAGCUCACCACCACACCUCAAGCCCCGUCGCCCGACGUGCGGACGCCUGAGUCAGAUGACAAUGCAGUCCUCGCAACUCCAUCGCAGCAUGAAGAUCAUGAACAAGACGAAUUUCUGUCGCCCAUGGAAUCCUUCCCAUGGUGGCCCAUUCCGCAGGUCAGUGAUGCCGAGACAGAGCCCGGUGCUUCCGCGUACCAUUCCAAUGUGCGUCUUCAGGACGGAAGAGUCGGUCUUCUCAUAGACCCUGGAAGCUACGGUAACCUAGUUGGCGAGGAGUGGCUGUCAGAGGCGUCCAGUCAGCUAGCGAAGCAGCCGCAACUCCUUCAGCGAGCAGUGCCACUCCAGGUGGGAGGUGUCGGCCGGGGUGCGCAAACAUGCCGUAACGACUGCCAGCUUCCCAUUGCAAUGUGCCGCUCAGAUGGAAGCGUUGCCACGGGCUCCUUUACGAGCCCUGUUGUCGCAGGCAGUGGAUGCCCUGCCCUCCUUGGCCUUCGCACGCUGCAAGAGAAUCGUGCCUUGUUGGACACAGGCAAGAAGCAGCUUCAUUUCCUAGGCUCGGGAGAAGCAACUAUCAUACUACCGCCAGGAUCCGAGACCUUUGCCCUCGAGUCCGCCCAGAGCGGCCACCUUCUUCUCCCGUGUUCGGAGUUCGCACGUGCGUCUGCAGAUGCCCCGCAGGGUGAGCACCAUUUGUUCAGCGAGCCAAAGGCCGAAUGCUCUGAGGGUGCGUUCCUGAGCACAACUGCCGAGUCCCAGCUAACCGCAGAGGAGCAGGAGUGUCAAGCAGCGCUUGCGAACUACGACUUUGAGUCUGCAGUCGCAGCCGUGCUCAAAAUCAUGAAGCGCGAAGCCGAGGCUCCCAGGAGUGCAGAGCGUUCGGCGCGACGCCUGGUGGGUCUUCAGCCUUUCGAGUUCACAUCUGUGGCAGUGUGCUACAACAUUCAAGCCCCUGUUCAUACCGAUAAGUACAACAUCGGUCAGAAUGCGCUGCUUCCCCUGAAGCUUCCGCGCGCAGGCGGCAAUCUGUGGCUGGAGCUUAGGCAAGGCGACACAGUGCAAGGUGACAUUGCAUUGCAUCCUCAGCAGCGUGCAGGUGCAGUUCAUGACAUCGUGGGACAGCUUGUGUCGUUAAAGGCCGGGUGCCCUGUAUUUUUCAAUCCCAAGCACAAGCAUGCAACUGAACCUUGGAAAGAAGGUGACAGGCUAGUCCUUGCUGCGUAUGUGGCAGGGUCACAUCACAAGGCCCGCGCUUCAGAUCUCCAGCAACUGGAGGCCCUGAACUUCUCACUGCCCCCGUCCGCAGCCGCUUCCGGAACACAGUGCACCAUGACGGCCCACUCUCCAAGUGAACCCCCACUCACGGCAAGUGAGCCUAAGCCACCUGCGCCUGCAAGAGCUGGAGCUCCAGCUCGUCCUCAGCACCAAGAGUCCAAGCGGGUUCGCUUUGCAGCCACGAGUCGCAGUGCAAUUGCGCAGGUACUCCGACGUGUGUUGCUAAUCACACUGUGCCACUCCACGGUCGCAGCCUUCAUGAAUGCAGGCUGGGAGCCAGUACGUCUCAGGCCACUGGAGCUGUUAAGGAGCGGCUAUCAUGAUGUCCUCCACCGCCUGAAGGAAGGCCAAUUUGAUGCAGUGUGGAUUGAUCUCCAGGAAGCCCGGCAAUUUGCCGGUCAGGAGCGUACCCACCAGGUGUGCAACCGCCUCUCUGUGAUAAUGUCAUGGGCUCGAAGACAGUCAGUCCCAGUGUGCCUAUCUGCCCUUAGGCGCACAGCUUGGACGCACCCUGCGAUCCAACAACUUGUACAGACCAAUAGCAUGCAUGUGACACACCAUCGCUGGUGCGCCGCCGGAGCCAAGAUACUUCAAUCAGCGCCGGCAAGUUCAGUGCAGCACAGGGUAUUGUCCACCUUUCCUUUGCAGGCCCAUCCGUGUCGAUGUUCCCCAGGCACAGAGCAUGUUUUUGAUCUUGACAUGGCAAAGGAAUGCGGUGGUGCACGAGUGCGAGCCAAAGCCGAGGAGCAGGCCAUUUCAUGCAUAAUUCCCGCCUUAGAGGCCUCGCUUCCAGGAGGCAGGUCUCUGGGGUCCGAGGAACAGUCCGACCCAUUCAGCACCGACGUGUAUGUAGCAUGUAAAGUGUGCGGCCUCGUCCAGCAAGGUAGUCACUGCAACGUGUGUGAAUCUUCCUUAAGGGAAGAGCAGGGAGGUCAGGAAUCACCUGACAAACCCGCCGCAACUUUUGUGCAACCAAUCCUGGCCUCCGCAGCGCCCCCAGGAUCUUCGGAAGCAUAUCCGACUUCUCAGAAACUUCUCCAACGUGAACGCGUAAAGCAGCAGAAAGCCUCGGGACAGCCUGAGCCCGCCAAGGCGAAACGUCGCAAAGCAGUUGAGCAGCACUUCGAUGACUGCGGUGAAGACAUCAGCAGCAUUUGCAUGCAUGCCGUAGCAAGUCUGCUACAUUCUGAAGCAGACUCAACCACCAGUGAUGCUGAAAGGACUGCAGUCAACCAGUCUCUGCCACCACUCAAUGCGACCGCAUUAUGGUCCAAUCUUGGGAGCACUGAGCUUCCAGACACACGUGUCGGCGCCGUUCUCGCAGUCGACCUAGAUGAGCUCAUGACGAUCCUCGCAACACCUGCGUAUGCCACAUGGGGCAUAGAAGUCAUGGAGCUUUGCGGCGGGGAAGGACUUACAUCUCAGAUGUGCGUCAGGCGCAGCCUCAAGGCAGGGCACAACUUCGAAAUCACCACCGGCACAGAUCUGACUGUGCCAGCUGUGCAGAGAACAGUGCUGGACUAUGUCCGCCUCACUAAGCCGUUGGUAGUUGUCAUGGCGCCCAGAUGUGAUCCGUUCGGGCCGCUUGGGUCACGCAACCGCGUGAUUCACCAAGCUGCAUGGCAGCGGGCAUAUGCGCAAGCAGCGCCGCUCGCCCGUUUCUGUGGUGAGAUCGCGCAAGUGCAGCAGAGCAAUGGCCGCUACUAUGUUGUUGAGCAACCCUAUCCAUCAAGCAUGUAUGAGGUGAGUCCUUGGCCUGACAUUCGCACUCACUCGCAGUGUCAACGAGUUGUUUUCCACCAGUGUAUGGUAGGUCAGGCGGUUCAAGGCGUGCCAGCAAAGAAGCCGACAGAGCUGGUAGCCAACUGUCCUGAGGUCCUUCAACCGUUUUGCAACCUCCAAUGCGAUGGCCAGCAUGAACAUGCUUCAUUGCUUGGCAGUCAAGCAAAAGGCACUCAGCGCUGGACUCCAAAGAUGUGUAGGCUGCUAGCGUACGGCAUUGAGCAGCUAGUCCGACGCCUUUCCACAGCUUCCGGUGCCCAGGCUAGCUACCCCUCAGUAGCAAGCGGCACCACUGAUGCAGGAGAAAAGCUUGUGCCAGAAGCAUGGCGUAAAUGCAAAGGCUGCCUGUGGAGGUUGAACCGGUGGGAUGAAAUGCACAGUAGGAUCAGAGGUGAGUGCAAAUAUCCAGAUGACGAAACCAUAAAAUUUGAAUGUCCGGGUUGCAAGAAUCGCAAGCCAAGACACGAUGAAUCGCACACUUUCGGCCCGGACUGCAAGCAUGCUGUGACCAUACCGCGCAAGUCGGCCAAGCAGCGGCGACCUUUUGGCCGAGUACCAGCGCGGGGAGAGCCGACCUCAGGUAUCCCAGCUUCCAAGCUAGGAAUCCAUGAUGAACAGAAAGCUGAGGAGGCCACGGCCAGCGAACCAUCAAGCAGUCACCGAGGACCUCAACCCAUCCAUGAGGAUGAUGACGCAGCAUCAUCGCUUGAGCUUCCAGCAAUGCGUCCCGGUGACGAGCCAGACCAGGACGACAAGCAAGGUGAACCCAGGCGCAGAGGCCCUGAUGUCGUGCCGCGUGAGCGCAGGACAUGGCGUGAUGCAGCAGUCCAGCCUCCAGCGCCCGCUGACUGGGGAGCUUUCGAUGUCCAAGCCACGCUCCGAGGCUUAAGGCAUGGUGACGAAGCAGCAAGACGUCGUCUGCUGCGAAAGCUUCACCUGCGAUGGUUCCAUUGCAGCACAGACAAGAUGAAGCAACUGCUCCGAACAGCAGGCCUCAGCAAUGAAGUCCUUGACCUUGUAGACUCUAUCUGCGACACUUGCAAGGUGUGCCGCCACUGGGCACGCCCCAGCUCAGAUGUCCGUGCAAGCAGUCGGAUGGUUAUAGGCUUCAACAUAGAAGUAGAGGGUGAUCUCAUGUUCUUCCGGCAUAAAGGCAGCCAGUGCAUACUUCUUGUGCUCACUGACAGGGGAGUCCGUUGGACAGCUGUUGCCCCUAUCCCGAACCGCUCAACUUCAACCAUUCUGUCUGCGCUUGACAAGGUGUGGAUGGCCGUCUUUGGGCCAAUGCAGAUCCUCAUUUUCGAUGGCGAGCAUGCGCUAGAUGAUGAGGAAUCCACCAUGUACUUCCAAAUGAAAGGCGUCACCAAAAGGACGGCAGCCCCGCAUCAGCACACCAGAAUUGUUGAUCGAAAGAUCGCAGUCUUAAGGGAUUCCCUGCACAAAAUGGUCACUCAAUUAGAUGAGGAAGGCCUUCAGCUUCCCCUAGAGCGCAUCGUGUGCGACUGCGUGUAUGCACUAAAUGCCCUAACCAGCAUCAACGGGAGAUCGCCUUAUGAGGCGGUGUUGGGUCGAACUCCUGCUUUGUUGCCGUCAGAUGACAUGCUGCUAAGCGACGGUGUCCCCGACAUUUUCUCCCGUCACACUCACCGUCUCCGUGAAAUUGCAGUGCAAGCAAUUGCUGAGGGCACAGCAAGGGAGAGAAUUAAGCGAGCCACUCACACUCAAACCAAGCCCGCAGGUUUGGAAUUUCAGUUCGAGCUGGGCCAAUCAGUUGACUACUGGCGUGAGCCUCAGCACAAAGAGGCCAGUGGAUGGCGUGGCCCAGCCGUGAUCGCAGACUUGACACGCUUGGAACAUGGCAGGGUCGGAGUCCGCACAUCAACUGAUCAGGUGCUGACAUGUAGAUUGCAGGAUGUUAGACCCAGCCUGGCAUUCCUCUCAGAAGAAUUAGCUGCGUAUUUUGGCGCAGAUGAUCAUGUGGCUCCAGCAGGCAGUCAAGCGAAUCACGCUCAGCAAGUCGUGCAGCAGUUCGUUGAUGAUCUUAAGCCAAACACGGUUGUAAUGCUGAAGGGCUGUGGUUGGAGACGCCGCAAACUGCCGAACAUCGCACGAUAUAUCAGGGCCAUUCGCUCUCUGACUCCCCGAGAGGAGUACACCAACGCAGUGACACUGUGGUGGUUGUCGCACGGAUCGCGUCAGAUCAACUUCCUGCAUAGCAAUCUGCCUAAAGUAUCAAUGGUAGAGCUAGUCGGUCAGACAUGGCCUGAGGUCCGGGCAAUGCAGUUCCUCGGUGUCCCUGAGGAAGAAGGCUGGACCGCAACAAAGCGCUGGUCAAUGCCUGAGGCUGAAGGCACACAAGCUACGGCCCAAGCUUCCCCGGACAACGACCAGGAAGCCAGUUCCGAGCAUGGCCGACUCUCCACCAUCCCUGAAGGUACAGAGUCCGAAGUGUCUGCGCAUGUCAGCUGGGAGGAUGUCCAAGCAAUGUUUGGAGAUGACAUUGACCCCCAAGAAGCACUAGCGUACAAAGAAGCCUUCGUCGCGUGUAGUACUGAGCUAGUGUCUGUAGCUCAUCACCCCACAGAUGCAGCAGAGCUGAAAGAACACGUCAUGAGUGAACUAGCAUCAGUUCCUGAGCUGCCUCUGUCAGCGCUGCAGCUUGAACAGCCAGAAAUCAUGACGACAGCGAAGUUUGAGCAAGCUGCCGCUCAAUGUGGACCUUGGGUUAGUUAUGGACGCCAAGUCUGUGACAACAGCCGUGACCGCACCGAACGUGCGUGUGCCCGCAGAGCCAUCAUUGUUACUCCAUGUCCUGUGGAUGCGAGGUCUCUUGCAGUCAAGACGCUUGAAGGAGUAGUCAGUAUUGAGAAAGAGUUCUGCCCUUCUUUGAUCGAUUUUAUCUCUAGCGGGCCUUGGUUCAAACAGGAGGCAAACGCCGAUUGCGACUCUGGGGACCGCAAGAGUGACAUCCUCAAGGCCCUGCUCAAAGUUCAGCUGGGCCCAACUGUUCCACAGGAUGGCGUCCGAAUGUGCCACCCGGGCAUAGCGAUGGGCUACGACGUGGCGCUGCGAAACCCUGCGUGGUGUGCUUACAGACUGACUCCGGAAGAGCAGAGCGCGACCGACAACGAUCGGAAGGGCUUCGUCUUGGACCCUGCCUUAAAGGCCGCCGGCAUUGAACAGACGAGCCCCAGCCAGUAUGAGAAUACUGGCUUUGACAAGGGACACCUUGCCCCUUCAUUGGCAAUGAGCUUCCAGCGCAAGGAGCUCAUCAACAAGGACCGGAGUCCCUGGAAGGCAAGCUACUUUGCCAGCAACAUCGCGGCGCAGUACAGCAAGAUGAACCAGCGAAGCUGGCAAGAACUGGAGAAUGCACUGCACGAGUAUGCAGCUGACCUGCCAAACUCCAAGCCGGGUCUUUUCGUCGUGACCGGCCUCGGCUACUGGAACCGGCAAAGGCCCCGGGCCUGGCAGGCCGAUGCGGAAUGCUGGCUGGAGUGCCCUUGCCAAAGCGAGUGCGACUGUCGCACCUGCAAGGGCGACUUCAUCUACGUUCCGACCUUUUACUGGAAGGCUGUCUGCGAACCAGAAGAAGGCUCCUUCGCGGUGAUUCUGGAGAACGAUCCGGAGUCGAACCAGCUGGAGGGAGGACAGGAAGGCUGGCCGCCCUCAGCCUUCGCGCUGUACUCGGCGAAGGGUGCCAAGCCUCGCUGCCUCCUCAUCGGCGGCCAGUUCACGGGGAAUUUUUGCGCGAGGGAGCUGAAGAAGCAGUUCUACGUCACAGUGGUUGACGCCAAGGAGUACUUCGAGUACACUCCCGGCGUGCUCCGGGCCUUCGUGAGGCCUGCACACCUGGACUCCUUGACCUUCACCUUGCAGCCGGUCUACGAGAGGAAGAUGGGCGUGAAGUUCAUUUGGGGAGAGGUGAAAGAGCUGGACGGCGACCGCAAGACGGCCAGCAUCAAGCCCAUGUUCUCCAACAACAUGGACGAGAUCGGCUUCGACUACUGCAUCAUCUGCUCAGGCUGCAACUUCGGCCCCUUCAAGCCCAUGGGCGAGAGCUUGUGGUUCCCCACGGUCCACGAGGCCGGGCAGGCCGUAAGUGAUUGGAAGCACAUCGACGAGCGCUUCCUUGAGGGCCGCAGGCGCCACGUCCUGGAGGAGUACCAGAAACUCCAAGACUUGAACAAGAAGAAGGCCACGGUGCUCAUCGUGGGCGCGGGCUUCAUUGGCGUCGAAUGGGCCACGGAGAUUGAGCACUUCUUCCCGGAUGUCAAGCUCACCAUCAUCGACUUCUUGCCACGCUGUCUGGGCCCUUUGCCGGACAGCGCCGCAGACUACUGCUCCGAGUACAUGAACGCAUGCGGCAUCAAGGAGUUCUACAGCUGCGGCUACGACCCCAAGAACCCCGACUUCUGGAAGAAGAUCGAGCUGCCCAACGGCGCGGACGAAUGCUACGUUUGCAUUGGCGUCAAGGCCUCCAACUACUUCAUGCCCAAGUGCACCCUCUCCGACAAGGGCCCUGGCGGAGGCGGCUGGAUCCACUUCAACAAGCACAUGCAGGUGACCAAGAAGCCCUCAGAGGGUGGGGGCGUUUGGGCCGAUGGCACCAUCUACGCGGUUGGCGACUGCAACUACGGCUGCAUCGGCGAGCCCGGGAAGUGGGAGAUGCCGCCGGUCCCGAAGAUCUCCUACCCCGGUGAGGAGCAGGCCUACCACGCCUGCCUGAACGUCAUGCGCAUGGCCAAGAACAACAAGAACCUGGUGACGACCUGGUGGCCUUGGGGUGCAGGCAUGUUCGCCACCAGCUUGGGACCACAUGACGCGUGCUUCGUCGUUGCGGCUAACGAGAACAAGGGCUCGGGCUACAUGGUGAACUGGUGGAUCCCAGCGGCCCUACAGAAGGAGAUCAUCGAGACCACCAAGAUUGACGAGUGCCGAGACCGCUGGAUUGGCAUCCUCAUCUGGCACUUCGUGCACCACACCCCGGUGCAUCUCUUCGGACGUGGCCCUUGGUUUGUGUAG